Messenger RNA from Aquila chrysaetos chrysaetos, 7848 nucleotides. RefSeq names its product beta-1,4-mannosyl-glycoprotein 4-beta-N-acetylglucosaminyltransferase (gene MGAT3). Gene Ontology annotation, biological process: protein N-linked glycosylation; N-acetylglucosamine metabolic process. The transcript is spliced from 2 exons. The coding region runs from base 1135 to 2643 and encodes 502 amino acids. Gene Ontology annotation, molecular function: beta-1,4-mannosylglycoprotein 4-beta-N-acetylglucosaminyltransferase activity. The record is from RefSeq and is a predicted model, not a curated record. Gene Ontology annotation, cellular component: membrane. NCBI's taxonomy places the organism in Eukaryota, Metazoa, Chordata, Aves, Accipitriformes, Accipitridae.
CAUGGUUGUGGGGUAUGACCAAACUGAGCUCUGCCAUCAGUCUUUUUCAGCCUGUAAUGCACAAGCUGCAAGCAGCAUGAGAGGUGGAUGUGGCUGUCCAGAGGGAGAGAGGAGGCCAUGGGGGCAACUCCUCUUUCUGAGGAUCAUCUGUGUCUUGCAUUUUAUGACAAAGUUUCUCUCCAAGGGCCUUGAAACAACCCAUUAAGCUUCUUUUAAUUAGGCAAGCCCCUCACCUGGAGUAGAAAAGUGUCUCUCCCAUUUCCCACCCAGGGAAACUGAGGCAUGGAGCAAGGCUGCAGUGUGCCCAGUGGCACACGCAGGGGGUCAGCAGGAGAGCAGCAACUGAAACACAACACUUCCCAUACUUGCUUUGCUGCCGGCAGCCUUGGAAAUCUCGGAGAAUGGCCAGGUGUGGGUGCUGAGCCAGGGGUUAUCGAUAACUUUAUAGUCGCUGCUUGGAUGCUGCUGCCCUUCUCGCCACAGAUAUCUCCUCCUCCUUGAUCUGCUGCCUAAUCUAUAAUCCCAGCUCCCUGCUGCCUUUCCCUUGGACUGCUGUUUCCCCUUCGGUGUGUAAAUCCUUACAGGUUGGGCCAGGGUUAGCGAGUAGAAUCAAACUCUGCCAUCUCUUUAAGGCUUUGGGGUAAUUUUUAUCUCAGGAUAUUGCUACAUGUGUCUUGCAUGAUACUGAAGCUGCAGCAAGCAGAUUUGAAGCAUACCGAAAGACUAAUGCAAAUUAGACCUGCUGCAUAACGGCUUCAGCAACUGUGAAACCUGUGAUCUAAACGCAGGUAUCUGCCACGCUGACUUUAUCUGCGUUAGGAUCCCCUGUUUUGGCAUGCAAAUACUGGAACUGAACAGAAAGUGAGAGAGACAGCAUGGCAAAGAGACAUGAAAGGGAGUCUCUCUCCUAGAUGCUCAGCCCUUUAAGAAAGGAGAAGGUAAACUAGAGUCCUGAGAUUUUAAGCUGGUUGUGCUGAGGCUGAAGAGAGGGCUAUGGUAGCGCUUUCAAGUCCUUCUUCCUCUGGCACGAAUGCUUCUAGCUGGGCAGCAGGGAAAAGGAGGAGGACGGAGGCCUGUGCAGACUGAGCGUGUUUGGCACAGACACAUCUCGGAGGCUGCGGGAGCCGGGAAAGGAUGAAGAUGAGACGCCAUAAGCUCUUUCUGACUCUCUGCAUGGCUGGUCUCUGCCUCAUCUCCUUCUUGCACUUCCUCAAGGCCCUUUCCUAUGUCACCUUCCCCCGGGAGCUGGCUUCGCUUAGUCCCAACCUCGUCUCCAGCUUCUUCUGGAACAAUGCCCCCGUCACACCUCAGGUCAGCCCUGAGCCAGGGGGUGCAGAGUUCCUCCGCACACCCCUGUACUCCCACUCCCCCUUGCUCCAGCCCCUGCCUCCCAGCAGAGCCAGCGAAGAGCUGCACAAAGUCGAGUUCGUGCUGCCGGAAGACACAACAGAAUAUUUUGUCCGUACCAAAGCCGGCGGCGUUUGCUUUAAACCAGGCACCAAGGUGUUGGAGAAGCCACCCGUGGGAGGGCGGCCAGAGGAACGAGCAGAUGGCGCGGCCUCGGGGCGGUCGGCUCGCAAGCCGCUGAGUGCCGGUGGGACAAAGCGGCGCAAGUGGGUGGAGUGCGUGUGCUUGCCGGGCUGGCACGGCCCCAGCUGCGGGGUCCCCACUGUGGUCCAGUACUCCAACCUGCCCACCAAGGACCGCCUCGUGCCACGGGAGAUCCCUCGGCGAGUCAUCAACGCUAUCAACGUCAACCAUGAGUUUGACCUGCUGGACGUCCGCUUCCACGAGCUGGGAGAUGUGGUGGACGCCUUCGUGGUGUGCGAGUCGAACUUCACGGCCUACGGAGAGCCGCGGCCCCUCAAGUUCCGCGAGAUGCUCCUCAACGGCUCCUUCGACUACAUCCGCCACAAGGUGCUCUACGUCUUCCUGGACCACUUCCCCCCCGGCGGCCGCCAGGAUGGCUGGAUUGCUGACGAUUACCUGCGCACCUUUCUCACCCGGGAUGGCGUCUCUCGCCUCCGCAACCUGCGCCCAGAUGACGUCUUCAUCAUCGACGAUGCUGAUGAGAUCCCGGCCCGCGAUGGCGUGCUCUUCCUCAAGCUCUACGACGGCUGGACGGAGCCCUUCGCCUUUCACAUGCGCAAGUCGCUCUACGGAUUCUUCUGGAAGCAACCAGGCACCUUGGAGGUGGUCUCGGGCUGCACCAUGGGGAUGCUCCAGGCCGUCUAUGCUACUGAUGGGAUCCGUCUGCGGCGCCGCGAGUACUACACCAUGCCUGGCUUUCGGCAGUAUGAGAACAGCACGGGACACAUCCUGGUGCAGUGGUCGCUGGGCAGCCCCCUCCACUUUGCUGGCUGGCACUGCUCCUGGUGUUUCACCCCAGAGGGGAUCUACUUCAAACUGGUGUCGGCCCAGAACGGGGACUUUCCCCGCUGGGGUGACUACGAGGAUAAACGAGACCUCAAUUAUAUCCGGGAGCUGAUCCGGACUGGUGGCUGGUUCGAUGGUACUACGCAGGAGUAUCCCCCCGCUGACCCCAAGGAGCAGAUGUACGCUCCCAAGUACCUGCUCAAGAACUACCAGCGGUUCCGCUACUUGUUGGAGAACCCCUACCGAAAAGCGGAGAGCGCUGGGUGAGGCCACUGGGGCUCGCGUGGGAAUGCAGAACUUCACAACAAAGGGAAAGAGUUGGGUGUUUUCGUCUGUUACUUUCUUUUUUUUUUGCUUUCUUUGGUUCCGGGUGGGGUGUGCCAUUUCUCCGAGGUCUCUGCCCUCUCUCCCUUCCUUCUCUUCUUCCCUUCAUCCCAGGGUGACCCUGGGGACACGAAUUCCUCAGUCGUGUGAAGGGCAGGAGGAGGAGAGAUGUUGGGACCUGCUCUGGCAGUAGCAUAAAGACUUUCCCUGCAUCUCCCCGACCUCUCCUGCUGGCUGGAGAGAAUCCCUGCAGCCAGCUGGCAGAUUUUCCUCCGGGGGAGGCUGGGAGGGUCCCAUGGGGAGAGCGGGCAGCUGUUCCUGUCCACCCUCGUCCUUUGUGGAUUGGAGCAAGCACAGAUGCGAGCCUGGGCUAUUCAGCGAGCGUGUGAGUCAGCAGGCACAAACCGAUGCGAGUGGUCACGUGUGCAGAUGUGUGUCACAGGCAUUUUUUUGGAUGAGUGAAUGUGCAAAAGCAUCUCAGUAUGCGUUUAUUUUUUUGUAUACCUCUAUAUUCAAAGAGUAUUUUGGGGAAGGGAAAUCCUUUGCUUCCAAGGUGUUCUCCCCAAGAUGCAGCCUCCUCCUGCAGGCUUAGUGCAUCUGUCCUGGGCUGUGUCUUGGCCUGAUGCUCUACCAGUCCUGGAGCAGGCAGAGGAGAAAGCUGAUUUUUUAUUUUAUUUUUUUUAACUCUUUUUUCAUCCCUGCCCCCGCAACACUGCACUGGCUUGGCCCACAGAAACUGAAGCAUCUUCCCUGCAGUAUGUGCUUCUGUUGGGGCUGGGAUAAGCUGCAGGGGACUUAAUCAGAUGGUGGGAGUGUAUGUUUACAAGUGCAUGGUUUCCUAUGUGCAUGAGUGCUAACAUGCAUGGUUUUGGUAUGCACGUGGGCGUUCGUUACCAGUAUUGGGGGGGAAGGGGACAUAGUUGGGUUUGGGUGUGUGUGCUUUCAGGAAAUGGUGGGAUCCAGAAGCUGUAAUCUCUGUCUCGGCAUGGAUGACUUUUCGGGGAAUUCAUAGGAGAGGGCCAAGGAGAGCGUUGGGUCUGCAUAGCAGUGCUACACACGUGGGACUGUUGUGUGCCUUUCUGGCUGCCUCUGCAACCCUGCGGGCUGUGCCUGUUGCAGGGUACCUGCUUACACGUGCUGGCUAUUCCUUCUUGCCGUGGGGUAAGAGGGAGAGGAGAAGGGCAAAGCUCUGAGUCAGCAAUGGGUUCUGUGGGGAAACACGAAGCUUGUCAAGGCACAGGAUCCAUCUGUCUGCUCUUAGGGCAUGAGGGAGCUCGUGGAGAAACGGGCCAUGGGCAGACUCCCCCUGGGGCCAAGAGACUGUUUUGGGACCGUUACGCAAUCCAGAGAGCGUGUGCAGCCCACACACGCAGCCUGGGCCAUGCAGACAAGACCGUGCAGAGGAGAGGGGAUCUAGGAGGACACUAGUUGCAGCUGGUUGGGCCAGUGUCUGCUCAGAGUUUGCCAGUGAUGCGUAGUCAGGAUCUGGCCUGUCGUUGGAUUGGAUUGAUUCAGCUCGCUGAGGAGGCAGAUCCGUGUCUCCACCCGUACCACCCUUCCUUAGCAGAUGGCUUGACCGGGUGCCUGGAGCCUGGGCUGUAGCGGGCAGAGGGUGAAAAACAUGAUGAGCUUGCUCUGUUAGCCUUGCAGUGGAAAGGCUGCCUCAUGUUCCAGGCAGAGAAGUGAGGAUCAUGUGGAGGAGGAGGAAUAUGUUGGCAUAAGGAAGAGUGACCCUGACAUCAGGCCAGCUGUGCUGAAGCAGGAGGGUUUCCAUUGCUGUUAACUCAGUCCAUCAGGGCUCCAUAUUCCUGUGUUGUCCAGCCCAUUCCCACCCUUGUACCUUUCCUAUCUCUGUAUCUCUCUCAUUUCCCCUCCUAUUUCCCUCUCUAGAGAAGUGAAAAACAUCAACAAAAAUAACUUGAUUGCCUAAUAAGACUGAGACUGGAACAGAAUGAAGAUGAACAUCUUUUUCUGAUCAAAAUGAGACGGAGUUCAUCUUAGCUCCUUCCACAUCUCAUGUGCCGUAAUGCCUGCUUAGAAGAACUGAAAGACCCUCUUAUUUUGGUUGGUUUUGUUUGUUUUUUAAAUCACUGUUCUCACUGCUGCUGUCUUCCCCACAUGUAGAAAAGCCCCUUUGGGAACUGAGUGGAGGGAGAAACUUUGGUAGGCAGACUUGAUGCAGCAGGAGGGAGUCUUGUGUAGAGAGAUUACAGAGAAAUGGGGAUCCAGCUGAGAAAGGAGGACCCUGUGCUGAGGAAGAUGAGAGCAGUAGCACUGAGGCUGCAGCACGAGGGGAACAUGCUUUCCCCAGGGGCAGCCAGAGGAGAGCAGGUGUGUUAGCUUGUGGGAUUCAGUAGCAGAAAAGCAUGGAAGGAAGAAACUAUUUGUCAUUUUCACUCUUGGAAGGGAGCCCGAGGUCUACUCUCAGUCCUUUGGCUUUGCCUUAUCUUAGUGAUAACAACACAAGCCCAGUGCCAGGCCUUGCUGAAGACAGGAGAGAAAGACAAGUCAGCAUUUGCAUGGGUGCUUUGGCAGCACCAGAGCCCCGUGAAGCAGGGGCUAAAGUGCACGUGUGCUGGGGCUGCACCUCAUCUCCUACAGUGGGAGCAGCCUCUCCUCUGAUACCAGCCCUUCCCGUGCAUGGGCGUCCUUGGGGAUUUUUAGUGCACUGCAAGUCACGUUUUCAUCGCUGAGAUAUGGCCCUUGUCUCUUGGGAGUUUCAGAUGAUCCCACAGCUGCAGUAUCUGGAUCUCCUGUUCCUGAAGUACAGCCUGUUGCCUUCUCUCCCCUCUCCUCCAUUAUUUGCUCCAUUAUUCUCCACCUCUCCCUCUGAAUUGCCUUUCCCUUCUGCCCCCUUAGGCAGGAGGAGAAGGUCCUGCUGGAAUAGCAGCGCUGGGACUUUUCCACAGGACUCUGGCCCUGUCCUCCUGGACUUACUCACUUCCUUAUUCUUCGGAAAUUAAAUUUAAAACAGGCUUCUGUUGUGGUGGGAGGAAGGGGCUUUACAGAUGAAAUGCAUUCUUUUUUGUUUCUCAAGAAUCAUUUAAACAUUUUUUGAUUUAAGGCCAAACCAGUCAAUGUUUGUGUCUAAUUUGUCUGGCUAACCCUGUGUUUAUUAUCCUUAGGGAGCUAGAGUUCUUGUCAUUAAAAAUCUUCCUUCUUGUCCCUGGAGGAGACAGGGACUAGCAAGCUGACUUUUGCACAGUGAUUUCCCAAGGAGGUGGCUUGCCCUCUGUCCAGCCUUGCCUGUACUGCUGUGCCAGGACCUCCACAGCCAGCGCACAGCGGGGACAGCCAAACCUCCCAGCCAACCUCUGCAAGAGGGAACCCAAAAGCAUGUGGGUGCAGGGGGUGGUGAGAGAGGCAAAGGAGGAGGCAGGUGUGUAUGAGAUUCUCAUUUCCCAAUGCUGAACUCCUGAAGUGAGCUUUGAGGCUCUUUGAUCUUGUCUGAACCAGAGGUUUGAGAAGGGGAGGACUAAAAAAACCUGUCCUGCCCCUGGGUUGAAACUGGGAUCAGACCACCAGAGCCUGAUGUCUGUUGGUUGUUGCAGCUGUGAGCAGCAAAGCCAUGUGCUUGCUGCCUCUCUGGGAGCGAAGUUGUCUGGUGGAGGGAGGGAAAGCAUCGCCAGACUUUCUCUACAGUCGUCUUCAGCUCUGUGCUUUUUCUUCCCCAAAACCUUUCCACCUUCAAAUUAACGGGUGCAAAGGAGGGCCAGGUAGUACGUGAAGCAGUGUGUGGCAUCCCCAAGCCUUGCUCUUCUCUUUCUCUCUGCCCGUGUCUGUUCUUGCCUUUCUUUGUGCUUCCCACCUAAAAAAGGGAUUGUGUGCCCAUGCAUGGCUUUGGACUGGGGAACUCAUCUUCCUCCUUCACCCCAAGUGAAGGGAAGGAUAUGGGCUUUGGUGGACCCGCAGCAAGUGAGCUUGCUAAAGCAGAGGGAACAGGGCAGGUAGGCCGUCUUUGCCCCGCCGGAGGACUGGGGGUAAUGCAGUACUCAAGUGAGGGACAGAAAAGAUGGGGUGGUUUUGUGCCUGUGUGGUUGGUAAGAAGGACAACACGCUCAAGUCCACUCUCGCUGUUGCUUUCUCUGAUCCCUGUGUCCUGCUGAGGUGUUUGCUGUUGUGGAGCUGAGGCCAGCCUGUUCUUCAUGUCUCUGUGGCAGGUAAACGAGGGGACCUUGUGGCCUCUGGGUAACGUACAAAUUGGGAAGGAGGCAGAGUGUCAGAGCAGAACGGGUAUUUGUUCCCCUCCGCCCCCCUUGGUAUAUCCUUGUGGGAUGGUAGUGGCUUUUCCCCUCCCAAACCAUCCCCCAGGCUCUGUCCCUGUCUCCAAGCUCUUGCCAGGAACGUCUGUGGCUGCUAUGCCUCUGCACUGUGAAGACACAUGUCCGGGGUCACUCCUGGUCCAAUUAGUGAACACUGGUGGUGAAGAGGGAAGGGAUGGCUCAUCCUGGCUUCACUGCCCUCAAACCUUGGCGAGAAAGGAGGGAAGUGAGUGGGAGAAUGGAUCCUGAAUCUCUCCAUUGUUGUGUUCUCCCCACCCCCCAAAAAACCUCCCUUCUGAUUUCUGAGACAUUGGACAAACUUGCUCUUACUAUGGAAAGAGAGGGGGAGCUGGAGGUAAGGGGGGUGGCAGGAGGGGCUCGGAUCCAGCACGAAGAAAGGAGAGCUGUUUCUAAUGCAAUACACUGACAUUUAAAGCUUUGAGGACUACAGAUAAUGGCUUAAGAAGGGAUCUGAAAUACUCUGAAACUAAGAAUUCAAACCACUGUUUUUUUCCUUCCUGUGCGGAUGAUGAUGCAGUAUCAUCCUGGAGGUGGUCCAGCAGCACUUACGAGCCUGGGGUCCACCUGGACCUGCUGGUGGUGUUGCCCCUGGGGUGGCCCCAGAACACCCUGCUUCGGCAAAAGAAUGCGUGGACUUGCCUAAAAUAAAAAAAAAAGAAAAAAUAAAGAGUGUCUGCAAAGCUCCUUUCCACUCUGUAAUUUAUAAACAGCAAGUAAUAAUGAACUUUUGUAAGGAUAAAUCAAAUGUACAUUCUGAAAUCAUUUUCUCUGUAAAUGGUUGGAUUUCAUUUCACCCUUAAAGGGAUGCUUAAAAGGAGGAGAUAAUAAAAAUAAAAAAAAUUUACAAAGUAUGAAAGGAAACCAA